Molecule: messenger RNA, 3941 nt
Organism: Leguminivora glycinivorella
Lineage: Eukaryota; Metazoa; Arthropoda; Insecta; Lepidoptera; Tortricidae
Product: erythroid differentiation-related factor 1
Exons: 16
Coding region: 266-3901 (1211 amino acids)
Biological process (GO): positive regulation of DNA-templated transcription
Source: RefSeq, a predicted model, not a curated record
GCGUUACCAUGGGUUUCUAAUAUUCCCCUGUAAAACUUAUCAUACUAUCCUUUUCUAACAAGCCCUGUGUAAAUGAAAUAAACUGAGGCUUCAAGUGACAAGUGACUGCAGAUGAGAUAUUUGACAAGCAGCGUCGUAAAACGAGAAAAACAAUUUGCGUGAAAUUCCUUAAAACCCACAUAAAUUCCGCAAAAUAUCUUUUUAACGAAAGUGGAAAAGAUCGUGUGAUAUUUUAUUUGUGUAUGGGCUAUUCUUUUAGCUGAAAAUGGAGGAGGAGAACGAAUAUGAAUAUAAACGCGCAAAGGACCGCAGCCCUUCCCCUGGCAUCAAAUCCACAGCAGUUGUCAAGUACACAGCGUUCCCGAGCCCGGUGAGCUAUGCUCGGCUGCAAUGUAAUACGGACUUGAACCUGCCGCCCUCCAACUGGGGGGCCGCUAUAGACUCGUACGGGCUGAAGCAGAUAUUGACGGGGAGUACUCCGUUGUCUAGUUUCCGCAUGGCGCAUAUGUUUCCCGACUGCGUUGGCGCUGUAGACGUCAUUUCGGGUGCGGAGUGCAUCAAGAAACUGCUCAAGUUGCCCUACCAACCUAACGGGACCGUGAGCAUGAUGGUGCACCGAGUGGAGAACACGCUUCUCCUGGAUGAUUUCGACGUUUACGACUAUUUGAUGAAGUCAGAAUGGGGCUGGCUGAAAGACUUCUUUUAUGAGAACAUCUUGAAGACUAUGUCGGAAAAGGAGCGAAUGAGUUUAACUCCUCCACCGACACACAACGCACUGCAGCUCACACACAAGUUCCUGUCACACAGCGUCUGUGUACCUGAAGCUAAGGGGCCUACACCUGGGCCCAGUCCUGGACCAUACUUGCCCGAGCCAGAACGUUCAGAACCUCCCAACGAGCACCUCUACGACCGAAACGUCCUCUGGACCUUCGAAGACAUCCAAAUGCUCAUCGGGAGCGACUUGCCUAUCUUCGGUGACAAAGACAGACCCUGUGUCUCACUCCGACUCAGAGACGCUAGAGAACCGAUCAACGUUCUAACCGGCAUCGACUACUGGCUUGACAAUCUCAUGUGCAACGUCCCCGAAGUACUAAUGUGUUACCACUUAGAUGGUAUCGUUCAGAAAUAUGAACCGAUGAAGACCGAAGACUUACCCAAUAUGGAAAAUUCUAAAUUCUCACCGAAGGUUGUGCGAAAUGUUGCUCAGAAUAUACUAUCCUUCCUGAAAUAUAAUGCAACGAAGGCAGGACAUACUUAUUGGUUAUUUAAGGGGCCGCAUGAUGAUGUGGUUAAGCUGUAUGACUUGACGUCUCUGUGCCCGGACAGUUUGGAUAAUCCGUUCACAACUCCCGUUGCUAUGCUGCUGUAUAGGGUGGCGAGGAAUAUGAGAUUGACUAAUAGAUCUCGUCAUGUAAGGCAGUUGUUGGAGCAGGCUAUAAACCUGCUAAAAGUGGAGAGGUACCCACAAAUAGUGGCGUCUUCACACUACAUGUUGGCUGACUUGUACGUACCGGCGACCACCAACCCCGCUUGCCCGGAUUUUAAAGAUGAAAGUUCAGACUCAGAAAGCGAAGAUCCGGACUUCGAACCAACCGAAGUGACAUCAGAGCGAGACGUAGAUAGCGUGAAAGAUGAGACGGAAACAUUCAACGACAUCGACGACAGUGGUGAUAAAAACGAAAAUGACAGUGGUGAUAAAAAUAAAAGUGGUGAUAGUGAAAAUGGGAGGGAUGCUAAAAUUAGUGAUGAUAAAGUUGGGGAUGGUAAAGUGAGUGAUGGUAAAGAUGGUAAAAGUGAGUGUGGGGAUGGUGAUGGGGAGAAGGAGGAGAAAUCUUUGGCGCUGCAGAUGAGAGGGUUGGCGUUGAGAGAUAUUGGGGAUAAAAUGAAAAAAGAAGAGGACAAUAAGCGGAAAGGUCGCGAAGCCAAAGGUUUAGGAGUGGAGCCUCCCGACCGCUGUGGUCAUGCAUUGAGGCACGCACUCAAAGGGUUGUUAGCUCUACACAAUGUUACCAUAGACAAGUGUAAGGAGGAAGAACGAGAAAGGCUAAAAGAACAAAUCCUAAUAGAAGAGCAACACCCAAAAAUGGCGAACCCGUACGAACCGAUAUCCAUGAACUACGAACCCAUCAAACAAAUCAACAAAGACAAAGAACACAACUCAAGAAGCAGAAGAAGGAAAAGAGAAAAGAAAAUCUCUAAAAGCGAAUACCUCAUAGAAGCAAAUAGUAACAUAGACAAAAACGCUAUUCUAGUGCGAAAAGAACAGAAAAAACUACCUACUUACAGCGAAACUAAUCGAGAUGACAACUUCGCUUGGAAAUUGCAUUUGAAAACUUUACUCUAUGAGAAAAUCUGUCUAGCGUAUGCUACCUUAGCUGAGUAUAGCUAUGCUCAUGAGCAGUACGGAUUUUCGUUAAAAUAUAUAGAAUUAGCUAGUAAAUGUCAGAAGUUAUUAUCAAAUAUGAUAAUAAAAAGUAAGGUAGUCGACUCUAGUUGCCUUAUAGGGAGGAUGGGGGAUAAUUUCUUUCAGUUGAGUAAGAACUGGCAUAGACUAGAGCAGUUUAAGAAACAGUUUGAGACAGAUCAUGAUAUCGAUAGUAAGAUUAAGUUGGAGAUUGAAAAUGAUUUGGUAGAGGAAGUGGAGGGGGUUUUGACGAAUGAAUUUGAUUUGGACAUAUCACUACCAAACAGCGAGCUAUCUUCAAUGUUGGCCUGUUGUUCAUACUAUCGCCUAGCAUUGGCGGCUACAAGUGAUAAAAGAGCUGAACUACAACGUCGGUUAGCCUCUGUCACCAAUGAGUUGGCUGUUCGCUACAUGAACGACGCUCAACAAAUCUACGCCAAAUACAACGAAGAGGAGCCCCAAGACCCGAAAGCGCAGCUCCUCCUCAAACAAUUCAACACUCUGUCCAAACGCUCGCUAGAAUGCUUGGACGAGGCGUCCACCAUAUUUGAGGAAGUCAAUGAUGUGCCUAAUCUGGCCUUGCUGUAUUGUAAUAAGGGAAGAUACUUGAGGUUUAAGGCGCAUUGUGAUCAGGGCAGUUUUGAUGAAAGGAAACGUAAACUAUACAACACAGCCGAAGAACUCUACCUCACUGCCUUAAAAUUAGUUGGUAGAGGCGACACAGGCGGAGUUAGAGAGUUGGUUCAAUGGGAACUUUCCUGUCAUCUCUAUACCAGAGCUGUAUUGAUGCAAGACUGUCCUGGGAGUCGCCCUAACGAGGUGUCAGAGGUCGCCGAAGCGUUCAACCACGCUUUGAAGUACUGUCAACUAACACCAGGACCAAGGCAGUACUUGUACCAGUUCCGAGCUGCCAUGAUACACCAUCGCUUGGGCUCGCUGUAUCAUUCACAAUACAGGAUAACUUCCGAAGAAGGUCCGAAGCGGCGUGCCCUGCUCAACUCUGCUCGAACUAACUAUAUGUCGUGUACACAUAUGUUUGCGGCUUUGGAAGACGCUAGCAUGUUUUUAACGGCGAGGUUGGAACAUGUGGCGUUAUGCGAAUGCAGUGCCGCUGUUUCUCCAAACCUCAAACUAAAAUCCCUCCAAACUGCCAUCGAGCUUCUCCGCCAGAGCCACUCCAUCAUGAAACUCCUCAAACACCGGGACCCUGAAGACCUCAAGGACGCCCCCAAAUCCGAAGACCAAGACGAAAGAUCCAUGAAGAACGAACACAGCUUACUUUCACUCUUCGAGAAUAGGCUACACUAUAUCCUUAAAAGUAUAAUUCAAUAUUGCAGAUCUAAGUCGAAUAAGGAUUAUGAGAAAAUGACAGAUAUGUAUAAAAGAUUGUAUUCGGCGAGUUUGAAAAUAAAGAAGGAUGAUGAUCUAAGGAUAUAUGCGGGGAGUAUAUGUGAUGUGUUGGAAGCCAUGGAUGAUAUUAGUAAGGAAUUUGAGUAGUUGGAAUGUAAGGUUUAAAUAUAUGAUAGUUGUGAAAUUA